This is a messenger RNA of Pollicipes pollicipes, 2277 nucleotides long. Its product is annotated as lachesin. Gene Ontology annotation, cellular component: neuron projection. The record is from RefSeq and is a predicted model, not a curated record. The coding region runs from base 71 to 1171 and encodes 366 amino acids. The transcript has 10 exons. NCBI's taxonomy places the organism in Eukaryota, Metazoa, Arthropoda, Thecostraca, Pollicipedomorpha, Pollicipedidae.
ACGGCGGCUGCUGGCGGCGGAGCGUGGUGGCCAGGCUGCGGCGCGGGCGGCACACCAGCGGCGGCGAACCAUGGUCGGCACCGCGUUCAUCAUUCUUGCGGCUACCGCGACGCUGGUGACGAGUCAGCGAAACCCGUCCAUAUCGUACAUCAGUGAGGACACCACUGCUGACAUCGGAGGAACCGCGGAGCUAAAGUGCUCCGUCCAGUUUGCUGGAACCUACCCCGUCAUCUGGAUCAAGAAAGCCGGAUCUUCAGGCAUUGGAGGAAACAGCAAAGAUGUCAUAAUCUCCACGAAGUCCAUUCUUAUCGCGCGCGAGAGCCGCUUUGCCCUACGUCACGACCCAGGAAGCUCCACCUACACGCUUCAGAUCAGCGACAUACAGGAGACGGACCAGGCCACGUAUGAGUGCCGCUGCCAGAUAAACCUGCAGACGUCCGUGAGCGGGACGGUACGCCUGAGCGUCCGGCUACCGCCCGUCAUCUCAGACAACUCCACGAGGUCGGUAAUUGCGUCGGAGAAGGAGCGUGUUGUGCUCUCCUGCUACGCCACCGGUUUUCCGCCGCCUGAAAUCACCUGGAGAAGGGACAACAACGCCCUGCUGCCCACGGGCAGCUCCAUCUAUCGCGGAAAUGUGCUGAUCAUCCACAACAUCAAGAAGGAGGAUCGCGGCAUGUACUACUGCGUGGCCACCAACGGCGUCAGCAAAGGAUCCAAGCGUAACGUGGCUGUCGAGGUGGAAUUUCCACCUGUCAUCAACGUGCCGCGACCCAAAGUCCACCAGGCGCUCCAGUACGACAUGGACCUGGAGUGCCUCGUCGAGGCGUACCCUGCGCCUCGCAUCACCUGGCUAAAGGAUGACAUUGUACUGAACAACAACCAGCACAACAAGAUGUCGGACUUCACGACCACCGACCAGACGACGGACAGCACCCUGCGCGUGCUCUCGGUCGAGCGCAAACAGUACGGCUCGUACACCUGCCGCGCCUCCAACCGACUGGGCAUUGCCGAGGCUCAGCUGCAGCUGUUGGAGACGUACUCGCCAGUGUGUCCGCCGGCGUGUAACGCCAGCGCAGCCAGCCGGCUGGUGCUCAGCGCCGGCGCGCUGGCGGCCGCCCUCGUCGCCGCCCUGGCCGCCGCCCUCGCCGCCAGGCCAGCUGCGCGCCGCUGAGCGACGAACCGGGAGGUGACCCGCAUCUGGGCAACAUCCAGCCCUCGUCAGGAUGCCCGGCUGCUGGUGGCCGCCCACCGGCUCUCCUCAGUCCGGCUGCCGUUCCAUACGCCACUUGAGAGAGAGUGCCGAGCGUUGGGGCUGGCUUCCGUCUCCCAGUCCAGCGGCCGGACCGGCGCCGCUCUCGCACGGCGUCCGGCCGGCGAGACCGUGUCGGCGCGACGCCGCUGCCAAACGGCAGUCGUCGUGUGCCUCCAGCACGCCGGCCCCGGGCGGGUCGCUGCGGCGACGCCGACCGGCCGUCGAGACGCUGGGCGCCGGACCGGCCGGGCCGACCGGGCAGGAGCGCCAGGCAACUCUCCAGACUGCUGAGCUGGCACGGGCCAUGCCUGGAGUCACCGGACGUGCGCCCUGAAAUGGUGAUCCAGUUGAGGUGGCCGUGUCUGUGCCCAUCCGACGCGAAUGAUGAAUGGUAUGCACAUGUGGUUGAAUGAGUGCCGCCCAGCCCCACGGACUUCGCCAGUUCUCACGCGGCGAUAGUGCGGAAUCAACCGUGUGGCGAUACGAUGCGACGCGACUUGCUCCGUUUUCUACUUAUGCCUAGCUUACAUGCCGUUGUCAAGUUUAACUUGUGUAAUGCACCAUUAUGUGUGUAUGCAGUCCGGUUCAUCAUUUGACUCGUCAGAAUUUUUGCGGACCCUGUGUCUGUUUUAGUUGGUCGGUGCUCAACACCGAGCUCAUCUCGGCGUUGAGCACCACGUUGUAACGGAUAACGAACACGGCGGGAUUUUCGUCAUCCAGCACGGUAUUGGCGUCGUGCUGUCGUCUUCGGCGCGUUGUCCGAACGGUGCGGUAGGGUGGAACUAGCCGCGGGCGAAACGCUCCGGACUACAUGAGUGCUCUCGCAUGGAUGAAGGGCGACACCUCUAGAAUCGCAAAGUUAGUUGCCUGUGUUUGCGUGUGAAGGUUAGCUGUGUACAUCUAUUGUCUGUGUUUGCGUGUGUAGGUUAGCUGAGGGCUUUUAUAUUCCAGCAUGAUUUUGAAUCUCUGAUGUGAAAUGUGCAACCCCAGACCACAUUCUGUUUAAUACAUGUUUAUAAAAAUGA